This is a messenger RNA of Cimex lectularius (bed bug), 983 nucleotides long. RefSeq names its product enhancer of split mbeta protein-like. The transcript is spliced from 2 exons. Gene Ontology annotation, cellular component: nucleus. Lineage: Eukaryota; Metazoa; Arthropoda; Insecta; Hemiptera; Cimicidae. Gene Ontology annotation, biological process: anterior/posterior pattern specification; regulation of transcription by RNA polymerase II; regulation of neurogenesis. The record is from RefSeq and is a predicted model, not a curated record. Gene Ontology annotation, molecular function: DNA-binding transcription factor activity, RNA polymerase II-specific; protein dimerization activity; RNA polymerase II cis-regulatory region sequence-specific DNA binding. The coding region runs from base 16 to 813 and encodes 265 amino acids.
GGCUAGCACGUGAGUAUGGCAAGAGGCAGCUGUAGCCUGUGGGAACCACGAACACUGCCCAGUUCCCACGGCGAUCCCACCUGUCUACCCUAUAUAAGACUCCGGAUCCCCACUUUCGGCAUUCAGUCACUCAGUGGCCUCCGUGCUGUGCACAUCGAGUUUUUCCAAACACCAAAAGUGCCUUAUUGUGUUCUAUUUUUUCAAAACACAAUGGAUACUUACGAUUCUCAAAUCGACGUGGAGCAGGUCCAACCCAUCUCGAGGACUUACCAAUACAGAAAGGUGAUGAAACCGAUGCUCGAAAGGAAAAGAAGAGCUAGGAUUAACCGCUGUUUGGACGAGUUGAAAGAGCUGAUGGUGACGGCUCUCCAGAGCGAAGGCGAAAACGUCUCCAAGUUGGAAAAAGCCGACAUCCUGGAGUUGACAGUUCAACAUCUCCACAAAUUGAGGAAGGCGAAGAAACUGUGUCUCACCGGUGGCGAGAAGGAAGACAAGUUCAGGGCCGGCUACACCCACUGUGCCAACGAGGUGAGCCGCUGCCUCGCAUCCACCCCCGGCGUCGACGUCCGCCUCGGCACCCAGCUUAUGUCUCAUCUGGGCCACCGCCUCAACGAGAUCGACAGGAUGUCCCCGUUGACGGUGAGGAUCGCCGAGUCUCCCGCCCCUUCGAUCGGGAUGACCUCCGCCGGCUCCUCGUCCCCAGGCUACUCGAUGCCCCCGACGCCCGCCUCCUCCAGGGGAUCCGACUCUCCCGGCUUGGAAUACUCUGGCCUCCUGAAAGUCGCCUCUUCCCCCGUCUGGAGGCCCUGGUAGAUCUCAUCUCGAUUCCAGACUCCAAAAGAAGAAAAACCCUUUUGUCUUUCUCUCAGAUCGUUUGCUUUAACAAAUAACUUUUAAGUCUGAUAGCUUUAAGUGGCUAGAGCCAUGUGAUAAGACUGUGAACUGUGAUUCAGUGCCUUUUAAUCUCAUUAAUUUUUAAGGUU